This is a messenger RNA of Stegastes partitus (bicolor damselfish), 7356 nucleotides long. It is a transcript of the gene tprb, whose product is annotated as translocated promoter region b, nuclear basket protein. Gene Ontology annotation, molecular function: structural constituent of nuclear pore. The record is from RefSeq and is a predicted model, not a curated record. The coding region runs from base 16 to 7122 and encodes 2368 amino acids. Gene Ontology annotation, cellular component: nuclear pore. NCBI's taxonomy places the organism in Eukaryota, Metazoa, Chordata, Actinopteri, Pomacentridae. The transcript is spliced from 51 exons. Gene Ontology annotation, biological process: regulation of mitotic spindle assembly; protein import into nucleus; mRNA export from nucleus.
UUGUUGUCGGGAAAAAUGGCGGCACUGCUGCUACAGGAGUUGGAAGCUUCGGAGAUAUCCAAGCUACCGAAAACAGUUCAAAACAAACUCGAGAGAAUUCUUUCGGAUCAACAGUAUGAAAUAGACUCAUUGAAAGCGCAACAGGAGCAAUAUCGUGUCGACAGCGAGCAACAGUUCUUUGAAAAAGUUAAACAACUUGCCCAAUGUCAGGAGGAAUUUUUGUCCCAGACUCAAGAACAUCUUAAGCUCAAAGAAGAGUUCACCAAGCUCGGCGAGGAGCUCAAAAGUGUGCGACUGAAGAACAGUGAAUAUGAAUCAGCCCAGGAGAGGUUGUCAUCAGAGCAGACUUUGCUGUCUAAAGCCAAAGAGGAACUGGAGGCAGAGAAGCGAGAACUUGUGCGAACACUGGAGAGGAGAUCUUUGGAAGUGGAACAUUUAAAUGAUGACUUGAGGCAACAUAGUGAUAAGCUGGUGGAAGUGAACACCUCUAAGAUGGCCCUGCAGAUGAAGUUAGAUGAGCUUGAAGCAGCUGAAGUCAACAUCAAAUACAAGGAGAAGCGUAUGGAACAAGAGAAAGAGCUGCUAAAUGGCCAAACGUCAUGGCUGAAUGAGGAGCUUAAGGCCAAGAGUGAAGAACUGCUGUCGCUGUCCAGGCAGAAGGGUAACGAGAUCCUGGAGCUGAAAUGCACCGUGGAGAAUAAAGACGAUGAGUUGAACAAACUCCAAGAUCAAGUGGCCAGUUUGAAGACGUCAAACGAGCACCUUCAGAAACAAAAUGAGGACAUGAUCAGCAAACUGAAAGAAGCCAAGGAGCAGCACACCACCAUGGAGGAGAAAUUCAGAAAUGAGCUGAACGCCAACAUUAAGCUUUCCAAUUUAUACAAGGGAGCAGCAGCAGAUUCUGAAGCAAAAAGUGAAGAACUGAGUCGGGCAGUGGAGGAACUGCAUAAGCUUCUGAAAGAUGCCGGAGAAGCCAACAAGGCUCUUGAGGAGAAGUGUCAGGAAAUGAAUGGCACCACAGACAAGGCUGUUGCUGAGUUUAAGGACAGGAUCCAGAGCCUUGAACGAGAGCUGGACAACGCCAAUGAACUGCUGUCAAGUUCUAAACUUAGAGGCCCUGUUGGUACAACAUCUGUACUGACAGAGGAGCAAAUGACGACAAUGUCACCAACAGCGGCUGCUGUGUCCAAGAUCAAACCUGGUAUGAAGCUGACUGAGUUGUAUACAGCGUAUGUGGAGAGCCAGGAGCAGCUGCAGUUGGAGCGACUGGAGAACAAGCGAGUCAACAAAUAUCUGGAUGACAUUGUGCAGGAAGUGGAAGCAAAGGCACCGAUCCUCAAACGGCAGCGGGAUGAGCAUGAGCGCAUGCAGAAGUCAGUGGCCAGUCUGUCUGCCAAGCUGGAGCAGGCUGUUAAGGAAGUGCAUCGUCUGCAAAAUGAGGCUGAUGAGGCCAACAAGCGCUCCUCAGUCCUGGAGAGAGACAGCCAGAGGUGUGAACUCCAGCUGGCAGACAUGGCUCAGCAGGUGCGUGUGCUGCUGAUUGAGCUGGAAGAGGCUCGUGGAAACCAUGUGGUUCAUGAGGACGAGUUGAGCUCAGCUGACGUCAGCAGCACAUCGGAGGUGAUCAGCCAGCACUUGGUGACCUUCCGCAGUGUAGAGGAACUCCAGAAGCAGAACCAGCGUCUCCUUGUAGCCCUCAGGGAGCUCAGUGAUGCACAAGAGAAAGAGGAGUUUGAAGCCACUGGCAACAAGCGAGGGGAGCUGGAGCAGAGUUUGGAGAAAGCUCAAGCUGAGCUGGAGUCUCUGAAGGAACAACGCAGCCAGCAGAUAAAGCUGGCGGAGUCCAUCGUGAGGCAGAGGGACAUGUACCGCUUGCUGCUGGCUCAGGCAACUGGCGUCAACUUCCCUCAACAAGGUACACCACCUGAGGAGUUCUCCCUGACCUCCACCCCCCGGCGUUCACCUGCUGCCACUCCCACCACAGGGACCCCGACUGCACUUGUUGCCAUGGCUACAGAGUCUGCCGAAGCUUUGGAGGCCAAGGCGGCGCUGCGACAGUUGCAGGAGGUGUUCUCCACCUAUAAGAAGGAACGCAUGGAGAGUGACAAGGCAAUGACCACGCAGAAUGAGAAGCUACAGGAGCAGCUGUCCGACCUCCGCUCCCAAAAUGCCAAGGUAUCCACCCAGCUGGAGUUUGCCUCAAAGAGGUACGAGAUGCUGCAGGACAACGUUGAGGGCUACAGGAAGGAGAUUGCCUCCCUAAGAGAGAAAGGACAGAAGAUGGCUGCUGCCACACAGAAGCUUGAGCAGAGCAUCCACACGCUGAAUGAGGAUCUGAAAGCUGCCAAGGAGAAGCUCACUAUGGCUGAGGGCCGUGCUGAGAACCUGCGUAAGGAACGAGACAUGCUAAAGCUGGUGGAGUCCAGGCUGAAUCAAGAGAAAGAGACAAUCCUGAGUCAACAGCAGAGCCAGAACUUGCUGCUGACCAACCUUCAGGCUAUUCAGGCCACUCUGGAGCGCUCAGAGACGGAUACACGCCAGCGUCUCAACAGCCAGCUGGAGAAGCAGGAGCGAGAAAUCUCCCAGCUCCAGAAGAGACUUGAACAUGAAGUGGAACAGCGGCACCUGCUCAGCAGAAACCAGGAAAUCCAGCUGAUGGAUACAAAGAGGCAGUUUGAGACACAGGUUGCUUUACACAAGAAAACCAAGGAGCUGCUGAACGCUGCUGAGUUGGAGCUCAGCAGCCUCCGUGGGCAACAAGGCAGCUUUGAAGCACGUCACACCCUGAGUUCCCCAUCCACACCUAUCAUCAGAGGCCUGCAGGGUUCAGAUCAAGACCGAGAGGACCUACAAGGCCGCCUGCAGCUGGCCGAAUCCCGGGCAGAGGAGCUGGCGGAGAGCCUCAGAGCAGCAACCUCCAGCAUGGAGCAGUACAGAGCCAUGGCUCAGAGCCUGGAGGAGUCCCUGGACAAAGAGAAACAGGUGACGGAGCAGGCACGCUCAUCCAUUGAGUCCCGUAUGAAGGAGGCUGUGGAACAGCACCACAGGCUGGAAGCAAAGCUCCUAGAAGCAGAGAAAGGGAAGCAGGAAGUGGAGGAGCAGAAGAGGAGAGCUCUCUCCUCUCUGGAGGAACAGAUUAAUAUUCUGAAAAGAAAUCUUAGCAGUGCUCAAGCAGAUCAUCAGACAGCGCUCCAGCAAGUGGCAGUAGCUGAGGCCCAGCAGCAGCAGGCUGUCCAGGACAGCCAAGAGCAGGCUAAACUGGCUGCUGAAGCUCAAAGUAAGUAUGAGCAGGAGAUGAUGCUGCACGCAGCAGACGUGGAGGCCCUGCAGGCCGCCAAGGCUCAGGCCCUGCAGGCCAGCGAGCUCAGACAUCAGCUGGAGGAGAGAGCUCAGAGAAUCAGUGCUGAGUUACUGGAAGCCAGGGUCUCCUGGGAGGAGCAGGAAAAGAUCCUCAAGGAAGAGAUGUCUAAGAUGGAGAGCCGCUAUGAGGAGUUGCAGAAGCAGAACUCGCUCCUGCACGAGCAGAUCCAGACGAUGAGCAGUAAGAUGGCUGACAAUUUGCAGCGUGCCGCCAGUGAGAGUUCCUUGAACAUUUCUCUGACUGAGGAGGGAAAAUCUCAAGACCAACUCCUCGAGAUUCUCAGGUUCGUGCGUCGGGAGAAAGAGAUUGCAGAGUCUCGUUUUGAGGUUGCCCAAGGGGAGAGUUUGCGUCACCGUUUGAGGGUCGAGCAUCUGGAGCGAGAGCUGAAGGAGGUGCAGGACAGCUUGAGUGCCGCGAGGGAGAGGAUGCAGGUAACCGCAAAGACCCUGGCUCAGCACGACGAGCUGAUGAAGAAGACAGAAACUAUGAGCAUCCUGAUGGAGACCAACAAGAUGCUGAGAGAGGAGAAGAACAAGAUGGAGCAAGAACUGCAACAAACUCAAGCAAAGGUACAAAAGCUGGAGGCAGACAUCAUGCCACUGCAGCAGGCUAACUCUGAGCUGAGUGAGAAAAGCGGCGUCCUGCAAGCGGAGAAGAAAUUACUGGAGGAGGAAAUCAAGCGCUGGAAGGCUCGGACUCAGCAUUUGGUGAGUCAGCAGAAAGAUUCGGAUCCAGAAGAGUACAAGCGUCUGCACUCUGAGAAAGAGACGCAUGUGAAGCGCAUCCAGCAGCUCACUGAGGAGAGCAACAGGCUUAAAGCAGACGUGGCCAGGUCAAAUAAUCUCACAACGUCCCUGCAGAACCAGAUACAGAACUUGCGUGACAAUAUGAGCAAGAUAACCGAUGAGAGAAAUACACUGAAGAAAGAAGUGGAGACCAAGAACCAGGAACUCCAGGAGAAGGCGCGAACUAUCACCCAGGUGAAGAAGAUUGGACGUCGCUACAAGACUCAGUAUGAUGAGCUCAAGGUGGAACAUGACAAGCUGGUAGCUGAGGCCACAGCAGGCCCAUCCCAAGACGAGGAGGCUCGCCAAGCCUCAGUUCAGGAGCUGCAGAGCGUCAGAGAUUCUCUGACCCAGGCUGAAGCCAGAACCAAAGAGCUGGAGGGACAGCUGGAGAACAUCAGCAAGGUGGUCACAGAGCGUGAGACUGAGGUACGUAGCGCCCAGGAACAGACGACCAGGGUGCAGGCAGAGCUCAACAGGCUGAGGCAGGAUCUGCAGGACAAGGCUUCUCAGGAGGACACACUGAGGCAGCAGAUGUCCGAGAAGGAGGAGAAGACCAGGAAGGCUCUUGUCUAUGCCAAGCAGAAGCUCAACCAGCUCAUAGGCACCAAAGACCAGCUACAGAAGGAAAAUGAGCAGCUAAAGCAGCAGCGUGAGGAGCUGGAGGUGCGAGUGAGCGCUCUCAAGUCUCAGUACGAGGGCCGCCUGAGCCGACAGGAGAGAGAGCUCAGAGACCUGCGAGGUCAGCAGGAGAGACAAGAGCAGAGAGAUGAGCCACCUGAGGCAGGUCCCAGCAAGACGCAGGAGCAGCAGAGGAGCACAGAACAACGGCAGAUCAGUCUGAAGACUACCCCAGCUGCAGACAGGGGCAGUGCCAGCACCUCUGAGCCUCCAACUGCCAACAUUAAACCGACACCUGUAGUAGCUACAGCCAGCAAACAGCCCGUCAACCCAGGAAACAAACCCACACCGAGAGCAAGCAUCAGGCCAAUGAUCACUCCGGCUACUGUACCCACCCCAACACCCACCGCUACCGUCAUGCCGACCACACAGGUGGAGACCCAGGAAGCCAUGCAGUCAACUGACGGCCCACCGGUGGAGCAUGUCACCGUGUACGGCAGUGCCAGUGGCUCAGUGCGCUCCUCCAGCCCCAACGUCCAGACCACGCUAGCUAGCCCCAUGCUGACUGUGCAGCAGACCCAGACACAGGCCACGGCAUUUGUUCAGCCAACACAGCAGCAGAGUGUGACCCACACCGAGCCAGCCAAUCAGGAGCCACCGCCUGUGGUGAUCGAGGCAACACCUAGCUCGCAGGUGGAAUGGCCUUCAACGUCCUCCACCUCCUCUGUGUUUGGCACCGUUUCAGCAACACCAGGAACCUCUGCGAUGACCAAGAGGCCUCGUGAAGAGGAGGAGAGCAACACGGUGGUCACCGACACCGAGGCCACGCAGGAGGACACCUCCAGGGCUCCGAUACCAAAGAAGUUACGCAUCAUCCAGAGAGUGGGUCCAGAGGAGGAGGUGCUGGCUGAGGACAGCGCUGAGGCUGAAGGAGUGGUGCCAACAGACAGUCAGGACGGUGCAGAAGCAAGCCAGACGGAGGAGUUCCCAGCGUUGGAGGAAGUAGAUGAAGCUUCAACCUCUCAGUCUGUUGCGAUGGAGCAGGAGGUUACCCUGUCCCAGAGCGACUCCAUUCACCAGCUGGAUCAUGAAGUCAUCGUCAUAGUGACAGACACAGAGAGUGACGAGGACCAGGAGGAGGAGGACGAAGAGGAAGAAGAGCAGGACUACGAUGAGGAGGAAGAAGAGGACGACGAAGAGGAGGAGGAGGAGGACGAGGAAGAUGAGGAGGAGGACGAUGGAGGAAUGGGGGAGGAAGGAGAGGACAGCAACGAGGGGAGCGGAGACGGCAACGAGGCCUACGAAGGAGACGAUACAGAGGGCGCUGACGUAACCGACCCGGGCACCGAGACAGAGGAGAGUUUGGGGGCGUCUGACUCCACCCAGAGGCCGGCGGAUUCCCAGACACCCAGCUUUGACGGCAGCGCUAUGGAGGCCUUCUCCACCGAACAACCAAUCACAAGCUCCGGCACACGCAUGCCCCAGUCACCACGGAGACCGAUGCAUCAGCUGCCGCCCCGCCUGAACAUCCACGCCGCCCCAACCUCAGAACUGGGGGCUCCUGCCCAGGUUCAGCGUAUCCCUGUUCGUCGGCAGUCGGUGGGCAGACUAACUCCAGGGAUGCCGGGCAGCGCCCAGCACUUCUUUGACGAGGAUGACAGGAUGGUUCCCAGCACCCCCACACUGGUGGUGCCUCACCGCUCUGAUGGUUUCGACCAGGCCAUCCAUUCUCCCCAAGUGGCCGGAGUGCCUCGCUUCAGGUUCGUUCCUUCAGAGGACGUGCCACAGACCAGCUCCUCCUCGCACUCGGACCUGGGACAGCUCGCCUCGCAAGGAGGUCUUGGGAUGUAUGAAAGUCCUUUGUUCAUAGCAACUCAUGAGGAGGAGUCUGGUGGGCGCAGCGUUCCCACGACGCCCCUACAAGUGGCAGCACCAGUAACCGUCUUCUCAGAGGUGGCUCAGUCCGACACCACAGAGCACGCCUCCCAGUCGGUUCCCAUGGUGAGCACGUCCACGCCGGGCCUGGUGGUGCCAGGAGCCGCCGGUACAGGGGAGGAGAGAGACGACGUCUUCCUGGAGCCAGACACUGAUAGGCCCAGUGCUGAGGCGUCGCUGGAUCCUGUGGUGUCUCAGGCAGACAUGGAGGAGCCGAGCCAGCCGUCAGACAAGGCCAGCCUCCCCUCCACCAGCCAGGAGCCUUCCUCCAGCUCUGCAGAUACAAGCAGCGCUCCACCCAAACCGUCUCGACCCGGACCCAGCAGACAGCUGCAGCGCUGGCCGGACCACCGGCCGGGCCGCAUGAAGAGAGGAGGUCAGGCCUUUCCUUCUCGAGGUCCACGACGGUUCGCAAGAUGAAGAAGCACCAAUCAGAAGACGUGACAGCUCAUCAUUCCCGCCAGACACAUUUCACAUCAGCUCGUUUAGACUCUUCAAUCUUGAUAAUGUUCACUUGUUCUGAAGCUCGUUGUUUUCUUUUCUGUUGCUGUGGUUUGUUUUCUAACGUCCUUGGAACGUACCUUUUUGUAAUUACAGUCCAAGCUGAAGCAGCGUGUUUUAUGAAGAAUAUAAUAAAAUUAAGAACUGUAACGA